Messenger RNA from Chelonus insularis, 1943 nucleotides. RefSeq names its product aspartyl-tRNA synthetase (gene AspRS). Gene Ontology annotation, cellular component: cytoplasm; aminoacyl-tRNA synthetase multienzyme complex; cytosol. The record is from RefSeq and is a predicted model, not a curated record. Gene Ontology annotation, molecular function: ATP binding; aspartate-tRNA ligase activity; RNA binding. Bases 212 to 1807 code for a protein of 531 amino acids. Gene Ontology annotation, biological process: aspartyl-tRNA aminoacylation. Lineage: Eukaryota; Metazoa; Arthropoda; Insecta; Hymenoptera; Braconidae. The transcript is spliced from 7 exons.
AUCAGAGAGGUCCGUCUUAUUUCAUUUUAUAUCUCCUCAUACUUUGUGUUCAACUGUAAAAAUUCAACAUCGAUCGUUAUAUAUAGAUAUAUGUACUGUAUCUAUCUUCGAAACGUGAGUACGACACGCGUUUGUUUUUACUUGUUCCCAAAUUUUAUUGUUUAUUAAUUUACGGUAUAGUGAAAUAAAUUUUAUUCUAUAUUGUUUUAAGAUGGUUGAUAAAAAGACAGUAGAAAACGUUUCUGAAGGGAAUGAACUUUCAAAAAAAGCAUUAAAAAAACAACAAAAAGAAGCUGAAAAAGCAGCUAAAAAAUCUGAACGUAAACAAAAAAAUGAAUCUCAGGAUGUCAUGAAUGAAACAGAGGAUGUGUCUAUUGGGUUAUAUGGUCAAACUGGUCUCAUUCAAAGUGCAUAUAUUCAUGAAAAUAGAAAAUUUAUUGAUGUAAAGUAUUUAAAUACUACAUUAGCUAAUCAAUCAGCGUGGAUUCGUGGUCGCUUACAUACUAGUCGAGCAAAAGGAAAACAGUGUUUUAUAGUUAUUCGGCAACACUCUUACACUAUCCAAGGCUUAGCAUCUGUCAAUGAAAAAACAAGCAAACAAAUGAUCAAAUUCAUUUCCAAUAUCACAAAGGAAUCAAUCAUUGAUGUACAAGUUUUGAUCAAAGCUGUUCCUAAUCAAAUUGAAUCUUGUACACAAAAAGAUGUAGAGUGUCAUAUUCAACAAAUUUUUGUAGUAAGUGCUGCAAAAUCAAUGUUGCCAUUACAAAUUGAAGAUGCAGCCAGACCAGAAACUAAUGAUGAUACAGCUCUUAAUAUUAGAGUUAAUCAAGAUACACGUUUGGAUAAUCGUAUUUUAGAUCUUCGUACACCAGCAAAUCAAGCAAUAUUUCGCAUUGAAGCAGGUGUUACUAGAUUGUUUCGUGAUAUCCUCACUAAUAAAGGAUUCGUUGAGAUACAUACUCCAAAAAUUAUUCCUGCUGCUAGUGAAGGUGGUGCUAAUGUUUUUACCGUUUCUUACUUUAAAGGAUCUGCAUAUCUUGCACAAUCACCACAAUUAUAUAAGCAAAUGGCCAUCGCAGCUGAUUUUGAUAAAGUAUUUACAGUAGGAGCAGUAUUCAGAGCUGAAGACUCUAAUACUCACCGACAUUUGACGGAAUUUGUUGGUCUCGAUCUUGAAAUGGCCUUUAAAUACCAUUAUCACGAAGUAGUUGAUACUAUUGGUCAAAUGUUUACCGAAUUAUUCUGUGGACUUCGUGAUAAUUAUGCAGAUGAAAUUGCAGCUGUCAAUCAGCAAUAUAAGGUUGAACCAUUUAAAUUUUUAGAUCCUCCACUAAAGUUAGAAUUUUCACAAGCAAUCAAGUUACUUGCGGAAGCGGGUGUUACAUUGGGAGAAGAAGAUGACUUAUCGACUCCAGAUGAAAAAUUAUUAGGGAAAAUAGUCAAAGCAAAAUAUGAUACUGAUUUUUAUAUUCUUGAUAAAUAUCCUUUAGCUGUUCGGCCUUUUUACACAAUGCCAGAUCCAAAUAAUCCUAAAGCUUCAAACUCAUAUGAUAUGUUUAUGAGAGGAGAAGAGAUUAUUUCAGGCGCACAAAGAAUCCACGAUCCAGAAUUUUUAACUGAACGUGCUAAACAUCAUGGAAUAGAUAUUGCUAAGAUAAAAUCAUAUAUUGAUGCAUUUAGGUAUGGAUGUCCACCUCAUGCUGGUGGUGGUAUUGGAUUGGAACGUGUUGUAAUGUUAUAUCUUGGACUUGAUAACAUUAGAAAAGUGUCAAUGUUUCCACGUGAUCCAAAACGUAUUACACCUUAAGAAAUACACAUGAGAAAACUAUUUAAGCUGUAAGAGUUACUUAACAACUACAAUUUCCUAUUUAAAACAUUAUGAAUAUUUUUUUUUUAUGUCUGUUAGACAAAAUCUUAAUAAAAAAAGUAAAAAAUGUCAUUGA